AUGUGUGUUAGUGAGCAGGACGACCUGGACACACACACACACACACACACACACACACACACCUUACACACACACACACACCCCCACACACACAUGACACGGCUGCACCCUGGCUCUCGGCGCUGAUGUCAGGAUGUUCCAUGGCCGGUUGAUCUUCACACACCAACACACAGCGAUACGAUAACGAGGGGCGUCAUGGAGGGCUUCAGCUCCAAGACUCUGGCCAUGCAGGCCCAGAAGAAGCUGCUGAGCCGCAUGGCCAGUAAAUCCACAGUGCAGCUCUUCAUCGACGACACCAGCAGCGAGAUCCUGGACGAGCUCUACCGAGUCUCCAAGGAGCAUUCAGGGAACCGCACAGAGGCCCACAAGGUUGUGAAGGAUCUGGUCAAGGUGGUGGUGAAGGUGGCCGUUCUGUUUCGUCACGAGCGGUUCAACGCCGAGGAGCUGGCCGUGGCUCAGGAGUUCAGGAGCAAGCUGCACCAGGGAGCCAUGACGGCCAUCAGCUUCCACGAGGUGGACUUCACCUUCGACCGGGUGGUGCUGGAGGAGCUGCUGUGCGGCUGCAGGGACCUGCUGCUGCGGCUGGUGAGCCGCCACCUGACCGCCAAGUCGCUCGGCAGGAUCCGCCACGUCUUCGGCCACUACUCCGACCCGGCGCUGCUGAGCGGCCUGUACCGGCCCGAUGGCCCGCUGCGGCCCAACCUCGGACGCAUCUGCUCGGGCCUCAGCAAGCUGCUGGAGGAGGGCAAGCUGUAGAGCGCGCACACACACACACACACACACACAGUUGUUGUUGUUUCCAGAAUUUUCUUGAACGAAGUGUCAUUUUCUUGAUCCUGGUGUCUGACCUGGUGUCUGAUCUGCCUCGUCACAGCACAUUUAUACAAAAAAUAAAUGAAUUAAUAAAUAAAUAAUAAUCCUUAAACAAGUGAAACUUUUUUUUUUUUAAACCUCAUUUGAAGAAAAACAGGAUUUGAACAGUGAGGAUGUGACGCAGACCCAGUUUGAGGUGACUGAAUAAUAGUCAUUUUACUUAUGUGGCAGUUUUAUGAAACAAAGUUUGCCUCAGAAGGAGCGAAGGCAAGAAAUGUAAAAUGUAAAGCGGUUACAAAAACUACAUACAAAACUAUAAAAAGAUCCCGAAAAAUAUUGUUUUACAGUUUUUAUUCAUAUUUUAUUUAAUUACAUAAAGGGGGGGAUGUAUUUAAAACUGGGAGAAAGAAUUAGGGGAGAGAAAAGUGAUUCAUUUUAAAGGGCUGUUCCACUGUUUCUGCAUGUUGAGAGUUUUCUCUCCAGAACGUUCCUGCUGCUCUCCUCCCAGAGCGAGCAGUGGGGUUUCAGAGCUGCCACAUCACUCCUCCUCCCUU
Myripristis murdjan (pinecone soldierfish) is the source of this 1367-nucleotide messenger RNA. RefSeq names its product tumor necrosis factor alpha-induced protein 8-like protein 2. The record is from RefSeq and is a predicted model, not a curated record. Gene Ontology annotation, cellular component: cytoplasm. The coding region runs from base 196 to 756 and encodes 186 amino acids. Gene Ontology annotation, biological process: regulation of apoptotic process. The transcript is spliced from 5 exons. NCBI's taxonomy places the organism in Eukaryota, Metazoa, Chordata, Actinopteri, Holocentriformes, Holocentridae.